This is a messenger RNA of Brassicogethes aeneus, 315 nucleotides long. NCBI's taxonomy places the organism in Eukaryota, Metazoa, Arthropoda, Insecta, Coleoptera, Nitidulidae. The record is from the annotation of a GenBank genome assembly.
AUGCGAUAUUGUCUACGAGCUCCACCAGAAAAACAAAUUACAACUCCUUUACAAAUGUAUGAAUACGUCGUACAAAACUGCGAAAGUAUAAGAGUUUUUACAGAUGUAAAAAAGCAUGAGAAGAAAUUAAAACGCCGAUUUUCAGUUGUGAAAACUCUUGAAAAUACCAGACAAUACCACUGUUAUAUACCAGUUAAAGAAAAUUCAUUCCAAGCUAAAAUUACCUCAUUUGAUACUUCUUCAAAGAAGGUAAACCUUCUACUUCCAAAUAAAAAUAAGUUUGAAGUUAUACUCAAAGAUAAAGUAGUCCAAUAA